This is a messenger RNA of Corythoichthys intestinalis (scribbled pipefish), 2410 nucleotides long. It is a transcript of the gene gopc, whose product is annotated as golgi-associated PDZ and coiled-coil motif containing. The transcript is spliced from 9 exons. The record is from RefSeq and is a predicted model, not a curated record. Gene Ontology annotation, biological process: negative regulation of protein localization to cell surface. Gene Ontology annotation, cellular component: membrane; trans-Golgi network transport vesicle; Golgi apparatus. The coding region runs from base 251 to 1582 and encodes 443 amino acids. Gene Ontology annotation, molecular function: transmembrane transporter binding. Lineage: Eukaryota; Metazoa; Chordata; Actinopteri; Syngnathiformes; Syngnathidae.
UGCUCUGGACUCUAUCAUUCCAGACCAAAGUAAUCGCCUCCAGUGUUAUGAUGAGGGACUUCCUGGUCAGCAGUACCCUCAUAGGAAAAAAUAAUACGUGAUGUUUCAUGUCACAAUGGUCGUGUCAUGAUAUCAUUGCGAUUUUAAUAUUUUUUAAAACCAAAGAUAAGGUCCUCCCAGUAAAACUCGUCAAAACAAUCAUACGUCGGGUGGCUAGUGACCUAGCGUCAGCGAUUAUUGUGUAUUAGCAAUGUCCGCUUCUGCUGGAUGCUCCCCGGCGGGCCACAACGCGGCCCUCGGCCCCGGUAUGUCAAUGUUUCGCUGGCUAGAAGUGCUCGAAAAGGAGUUUGACAAAGCCUUCGUGGACGUGGAUCUGCUGCUUGGAGAAAUAGACCCUGACCAAGUGGACAUUACGUACGAGGGUCGGCAGAAAAUGACCAGCCUUAGCUCUUGUUUUGCUCAGCUGUGCCACAAAUCUCAGACUGUUUUCCAACUUAACCACAAAUUAGAGGCCCAGCUGUUGGAUCUUCGCUCUGAGCUAACUGAAGCCAAGGCAGAGCGGGCCGUUGUUGAAAGAGAAGUCCAUGACCAGUUACUGCAGCUUCACGCGCUCCAGCUGCAGCUCCACGACAAGCAAGGGCAAGCUCCAGACUCCGACUCCAUCAAAGACAGACUUCCAGCACCAACACUGGAACAGAUGCAACAAGAGCUGGAGGCCAGCAAGAAGGGGAAAUUGGCAGAGGCAAGACUUGAGGCUGACGUGAGACUUUAUAAGAAAGAAAAUGAAGCUCUUCGUCGACACAUGGCGGUUCUACAGGCUGAGGUGUACGGUGCUCGACUGGCUGCAAAAUAUUUGGACAAAGAACUUGCUGGCCGAGUGCAGCAAAUUCAGUUACUGGGCCGUGACAUGAAAGGGCCGGCACACGACAAGCUGUGGAACCAACUUGAAGCAGAGAUACACCUUCACCGCCACAAGACCGUUAUCAGGGCAUGCAAGGGGCGCAAUGAUCCGAAGAAACCGCUUCCCUCCCCUGUUGGGCAUGAUCCAGACUUGCUGAAGAAAACCCAGGGAGUAGGACCUAUCAGGAAGGUUUCACUCAUCAAAGAAGACCAUGAGGGUCUUGGUAUCUCCAUCACGGGAGGAAAGGAGCACGGUGUUCCAAUUCUCAUCUCCGAGAUCCACCCGAGCCAGCCUGCGGACCGGUGCGGUGGCUUGCAUGUCGGUGACGCCAUCUUGGCUGUCAACAGCAUCAAUCUGCGGGAUGCCAAACACAAGGAGGCUGUCACCAUUCUCUCGCAACAAUCAGGACAGAUCGAGUUUGAAGUCGUCUACGUGGCUCCCGAGGUGGACAGCGACGAUGAGAAUGUGGAGUAUGAAGACGACAACGGGCAUCGCUACAGACUCUACCUGGAUGAACUGGAGGAGAAUGGUACAGCGCCACCUAGUGGUAACUCGACAGCAGCGUCAAUAAUGGGUGUGGAGAAUAUGUCGCUGAACAACGGGACAGCAAACGGAGACACCAGACUGGCCAACGAAACCCCGUCAGAGGAAACUCCCUCCAACCCUCUCAGCUCCUCUUAAACCCACUCAGCUGCUCCAGUCAAGGAGUUUUUUUUUGUGCAAAUCUAUUUUCCGGUCCUCAAUCAAGUCUGUGCAAGCGGACGUAGUUUGUUUUCCCUUCUUUUCUAUUGAUGUUCCUACGCGUUGUUUUCGAGUGGGCUGGUGGCGAUCAUUCGGCGGUUGGCGAGAGGAUCGACUCUUUGUCGUGAGCUCUGUUACAGUCUGCAAGUUUUGUACCCAAUUUGCUGGCAUGUAUAGCAGUGGCUUAACAUAUGUGCAAAUAGCAAUGGAGAUCUGCAGUGAUGUUCGAAGGGCGAAUGAGAACUUUAUGCAUGUCGUCCCAAACUAACAGAAAAAGCACGGUAAAUGGAAAGGUUGUUUGUUAACAAUAAUAAUUAUUUAUCUAAACCCUUUCAUGAAGGAAACACCAAGUACUUUUGAGUCCCUCCAAAAACAGUACGUUAGUUUUAGAAGGUUUUAAAUGGCAAACCUUGAAAGUGGGAAACGUUCUGAGCAUUACCUGACAUUUUAAUGAUGUGUUGUCACGUUAUUUCCACUGUAUGUACAUUUUUUUCUAGUUAUUUUAUUGUAAUAGACUCGGACUCACUGAAUAUCACAGACAUGGAAAUCGCAGAAAGACCUUUGUGUGCUUCUCCCGCUUGAAAGUGGAAAUCUUAGUAAACCAAAACUUGCUGACCUUAACACGUUUACAUGAUGUUGUUUUGCUUUUAUCUGGUUCCUAUUGUUUGUACUGAAGCUUUUCACUCUUAUGCCUCUUUGUUAGUAAAUGUAUUCCAAGCAAUUUAUCCUGCCUUUAAAUAAAGUUGCGCUCUAUCUUGAUCUGUUAUU